CAGCGGCGGCGCGGCGGCUGCGGGCGCCGGCAGGGAGAGGCUGCAGGUGAGGAGCAGCACAGCGUGGAGGCGUUCCCCCGCCCCUGCCCGCCUCGCGGCCGCCACCCUCUUCACACCCGGCUGCCCUCAAGCCUCCGGGGCCGGGCAGUGCGGCGCGGCGGGGCCGGGACAGCGACGGGCGCUCGGCGGGCCGGAGCCGCCAGCAGGCCGGCGGGCGAGGCGAGGCGAGGCUGAGGCGGUGUCGGGAGGCGGGCUGCCGGCCCCGCCAGGCAGCGCUCCUCCCUCCCUCCCGCGCAGGGAGCCCCCGCCGGGGUGACAGCCGCGGCGUGCCCAGCUGCGCCAAGCCCGAGCCGCCCCGGCCCGGGGUGCGGAGGCAGCGUCCGCAUCGGCCUUCUCGCCGCCGGGACGACGAGAGGCGGGAGCCACCACCCCCGCGCCCGCCAUGUGGAAGCUCAACAAGAGCAGCAAAGUUCUGCUGGACGACUCGCCCGAGGAGGAGGAGACGCGGCCCCGCGGCCCGCCGCCCGCAGCCGCCUGCACCGCCGCCGCUUUCGCGGCCCCCCAGAAUAAAGACCAGUUUCUUCAUGAUGAAGUUUCAUCUUCAGUGUCACAACUUGCAACAAAGGUUCAAGGUGCAAGUUUCCGGGGUUGGAAAGAAGUGACAUCUAUGUUCAAUAAAGACGAUGAACAGCAAUUGCUGGCAGGUUGCAAGUCUCCAAAAUCCAAAGGAACAAACCUAAAGUUAAAAGAAGAGAUGAAGUCUGAAAAGAAGCCGGGUUUUUGGGACAGUUUGGUGAUAAAGCAGAACGUCCAGUCAAGGAAACCGGAUGAGAUUGAGGGCUGGGAACCACCACAGAUUGCCGCUGCUGACGCUGCCAGCGACACAGCAGCUGCUCUAAGUGACUAUACAGCCUGGUCAGGCUGGGAAGAUGAAACCAAAGGCUCCACGAAAUACACAAACCUGGCCAGCUCAGGAAACAGUUCCAGGUGGAGUAUCAAAUCGGCCGGAAAGCUGGUUAGUAUUAGACGUCAAAGCAAAGGUAACCUGACUGACAACUGGGAAGAGCUAGAAUGAUACUGGUAAUGUGAAAUACUUAGAAAAGUUCCAUGAUUUACUCGUAUGUUUAAACCAAAAUCAAACCUGCUCAAUAUUGCACCUUUAUACAGUACUUUGUUUUAUUCAAAUUGUUACAGAUUUUUGCUCACCUGAUAGUAAAUUUUCUUAUUACAUUGUCAAAUAGCUAUGUUUUCCACACUGAAAAAAAAAAGUAGAGAAUCUAUUUUGUGCCUAUCUUUCACAUUCAGACUCUGCAGUAUGUUGGAUCAUUGGUUUUACCAAAAAAAUGUAAUUCCUUAGUGAAUGUAUACACUGGUUGUAAAUUUGACUGCCUUAUGUAGGAACUUCCACUAGCCUGAGGUCCUGGGGUUCUUUUGGUAUUUGAGGGCCGCUCAAAAUUUUAGUUUUGAUGCUGUCCCUUUUUAACUAGGAGUCCUGAUCUGUCGCUUGCAGGGAGAGUGCUUAUACUUAGUAGACUGUUUUCCAAAUCUUCAGCCUCAGCAUACGCUUCAGCUUGUGAACACAAGAUGCUCAGUCAUCCCGAUGUGCUCUGCUGUGUAGGGAAUGGGAAAAUACUUAUUCCAGUGUAAUUUCUUCCAUUGCAGGAUCUUCGCCAAUAGCCAGGUCAAAUUGGGUCUUCCAGAGGGUUUUUUUUCUUUAAAGUGGAACAUUGUUUGACAAAGCUCAGCUUCUCCGUUUUAAGGAUGCAUGUUAUGCCAAAAAAUAAAAAUGAUGGAAAUUUGGACAGCAGCAGUGAGCAGAGUGUGAGAAGAUCUCGAUAUCCAGCAUCCGUAGCCCUGCAUCUAGGGAUAAAGUGUGUCUUCUGGGAGGGCAUGUGUUUGCAUUUUUAUGAGAGCUGAUCCCUGUUCUGUGGACAACUUUUUUGGUUCAUUGCUGUGUUGCUCCUUCCUCCUCUGCCCCCAUAAGCAGUGAUUGAAUUGUACUCUGGCAUCUUCAGGGUAACUGAGUAACUGAGCCAUUGCAAGUAUGUGCAUGCACACAACUUCUGAAGCAUUUUUGUUAUAAAGCUCAGUCUUAUUAGCUACUGAAUAUUUUAUUUUUUUGGUAAAAGAAAGGUGAAGUGUUAAACUUGAGAUUUGAAAUGUAUAUAAGAAUACUCAAAGUGCCUCUUUCUAGCAUAUUGUCUCUCAUGAGCGGUGUGACUGAUGUCAGAUCCAAAGCUGAUUUCCAUUUUUGUUUAUGUGACCUAUAGAAAUACUGCUUUAACCUUCAUGGCGGGGGGGGGGGGGAAUCAACCCCAAAGUUUCCUGCGAAGUAGUCAGUAGGCCUUUUCUGCCCUGAUUGUUAAACUGGUGUAACAGCACUGACCACUUGCUGGCUGCCCAGCAGCACAGCCAGUGCAGUCAGGAGGCCCAGUGGGCAUUUCAGAGAAGAGCAGUGUUUUUGCAAGCAAGCAUCUAUGUACCUUUGUGGAACGGGUGUCUGUAAACGUGCUUUUGCAAGAAGCUGAUGCUGAUGACAAGGGAUGCAUGCCAUUUUCUUCUAAGCUCCUACCUUGUUUCUGUUGCUGCCACAUUCCUCCUUUCUUAGCUUUCUCCUUCUCCUCCCUCUUCAUGAAUAGAUUUCUGGCUUACAGUUCCUGGAUAGCUGUUUUUUGGAGAUACGUGUUGCGAUGUGCCUGGAGGGAAACUGUAGCAAAAUGUUUUAUUCCUUUUCCUCUUUUUAUUUUGUUGUUCUUUUUCUGGUAUUAAUAAAAUAUUAAAAGACAUUGCUCUUAAAUUUAUAGAAAAGAACCUGUAAUAGGAUGUUAAAAGACAUUGUUCUUCAAAUUUAUAUAAAGUAACAUAAAUGUUUUGUGCUACAAAACAGGAUCUUGGAAUUGGCAAAUGUAGUUGUGAAAUUGGCAUGAUACAUUUUUCAAAAUGCUAAUAGAGGAGAAAGGGUUCGUGUUUGUAUUGCAUCAUUUAGUCUGGGAGUAAACUUUGGCAAGCAUGUAUGCUGAGGUUAAUCACAGGAAAGAAUUAGUAUUCUUGGGUAAAGUAUGCUGCAUUUUAUAGCUUAUAGAAUGCCUUCUAAGGCACGAGCUAGUAUUUAGUUUGGUUGUUGGUGCUGACCUAAAAGAACGGAAGAGGAUCAUCUAGCAGCCCUCAAUAUUUUGCUCUCAAAGAUGGGCUGAGAUCUUCUAACUUCCUGAAGGAACUAUUUAUACUGUGACCGGUAAAGGUUUUGCCUUGCACAUUAUACUGUCAAGUGCCUGUUUCUCACCUUGAUGUGUUUGUUGCACAGCUUAACUGCAACACUUUUCAGUUGGUUUUUACACGUAUGAUAGAGAAUAUGCUCACCAAGUUGAAGCCUCUUCCAGAACAAAAUUGCAUCCGAGCGGGAAAUCAAGACACGCCAACUUGCAGUUUGAGGCCUAGCGACGGAAGGUUUGGUGUGCUGCUCAAGUGAGAUUUCCUCAGAAAUAACCACUCUGAGGAUGAGUGUUAUGAAACUUAAUUUAUUGUUAUCCUUUAAUAAUGUAUUUGUUGAGAACUCACUGGCGUGAGCUUCUCUUCUGUUCAUAAACCCGUCUGAAUUCUCAGAACGAGGUCCUCUUUUCUUUUACCUUCUUUAGAUGCUUAACUACAUUAUACAUUUAUGGGCUUAAGCUAUAUGCAGCUCCAUUUGUGGAAUAAGUGUAGAAUAUGUCCCUUAAUAUUUGUUUUCAAAUUGCUUUUCAAUCUCUGUGAAAUGGUUUAGAAGAAGGUAGCAUUAAGAUUGUAUGAUAAGAUUGCACAAAAUAUAGUUUAUCUUGCUUUCUCGUAACCAAUCUGCAUGAUCGUUGGCGUGGUUUUAACGGGGAGUAAAAGCUUCACGUGGCUGUAACUGGUCACCCAACUCUAAGCAAA
This is a messenger RNA of Colius striatus (speckled mousebird), 3909 nucleotides long. It is a transcript of the gene TDRP, whose product is annotated as testis development related protein. The record is from RefSeq and is a predicted model, not a curated record. Gene Ontology annotation, biological process: spermatogenesis. NCBI's taxonomy places the organism in Eukaryota, Metazoa, Chordata, Aves, Coliiformes, Coliidae. The transcript is spliced from 4 exons. Gene Ontology annotation, cellular component: cytosol; nucleus. The coding region runs from base 443 to 1075 and encodes 210 amino acids.